Macrosteles quadrilineatus (aster leafhopper) is the source of this 2826-nucleotide messenger RNA. RefSeq names its product soluble guanylate cyclase 88E-like. Lineage: Eukaryota; Metazoa; Arthropoda; Insecta; Hemiptera; Cicadellidae. Gene Ontology annotation, cellular component: guanylate cyclase complex, soluble. The transcript has 15 exons. Gene Ontology annotation, biological process: nitric oxide-cGMP-mediated signaling; cGMP biosynthetic process; response to oxygen levels. Gene Ontology annotation, molecular function: heme binding; guanylate cyclase activity; oxygen sensor activity. The record is from RefSeq and is a predicted model, not a curated record. The coding region runs from base 93 to 2519 and encodes 808 amino acids.
CGUGAUUGUUGCCAUGACGCGUGGUGCUCUGUAGGAUAGGCCAGUCUACGUCCUCAACUUUCACCAACUCGUCUGUAGUACACAGCUACAGGAUGUACGGUCUACUGUUGGAGAACAUGUCAGAGUUUAUCAAGCAGGUGUACGGCGAGGACCGCUGGGAAGAGAUACGUCGUCUCGCUCAGGUUGACUCCCCGAGCUUCAGCGUACACCAGGUCUACCCCGAGACACUCAUACCGAAACUCGCUAAGAAGGCCAUCCAGGUACUUGGAGUGACCGAGAGAGAGUUUUUUGACCAGAUGGGAGUUCACUUCGUUGGGUUCGUGGGCCAGUAUGGAUACGACCGAGUACUCUCAGUGCUAGGCCGUCAUAUGCGAGACUUCCUCAACGGACUGGACAACCUUCACGAGUACCUCAAGUUCUCAUAUCCUCGCAUGAGAGCCCCGUCGUUCAUAUGUGAGAACGAGACGCGCCAAGGUCUAACGCUGCACUACCGCAGCAAGCGGAGAGGCUUCGUCUACUACACCAUGGGGCAGAUACGUGAGGUCGCCAGACACUUCUAUCAUAAGGAAAUGAGGAUAGAGCUAGUUAGAGAGGAAGUCUUGUUUGACACUGUUCACGUCACCUUCCAACUCACCUUCGACAAUAGAGCGUUCACCUUGGCUUCUCUCACACUCACAAGAGAAGAGAGACAUCUUCCAAUCAGCGCCUCCGUUCUCUUUGAGAUCUUCCCUUUCUGUAUUGUUUUUGGGUCUGAUAUGGUGGUCCGAAGUAUCGGCAAUUCUCUCAUGGUGAUAUUACCUGAUCUCGUGGGCAAGAAGAUAACCAACUGGUUUGACCUCGUCCGACCUCUUAUCGCUUUCAAAUUCCAAUCUAUUCUGAACCGCACCAACAACAUCUUCGAGCUAGUGACAGUGGAGCCAGUACUGGGGGAACGUACUGGCGAACACCGUGUGUGUAAGGGAGACUCUAGAGAGCUUGAGCUUCUCGAGGACGACGGCAGUCCAGACGAGAAGAGUCUCAGGCUUAAAGGCCAGAUGAUCUACAUGGACAACUGGCGGAUGCUCAUGUACCUCGGCACACCCGUCAUGCCAGACCUCAACUCUCUCGUCUCCACGGGUCUUUACAUCAACGAUCUCUCUAUGCACGAUUUCAGCAGAGACCUGAUGCUCGCGGGUACCCAGCAGUCGGUUGAGCUGAAGUUGGCCUUAGACCAGGAACAGCAGAAGUCAAAGAAACUCGAGGAGUCGAUGAGAAAGCUGGAUGAUGAGAUGCGACGAACAGACGAGCUGCUUUACCAGAUGAUUCCUAAGCAGGUGGCGGAUCGGCUGCGGACGGGCGAGAACCCCAUAGAUACUUGUCAGAUGUUCGACAGCGUGUCUAUUCUGUUCAGCGACGUUGUGACGUUUACAGAGAUAUGCUCUCGCAUAACGCCAAUGGAGGUGGUGUCCAUGCUGAAUGCUAUGUACUCCAUCUUUGACACGCUUACUGAGCGGAACAGAGUGUACAAGGCUGUAUCGAGAGGGAGGUGCUGUGACGCCGCUGGUUCUGUCCGUCAGGUGGAGACCAUCGGCGACGCCUACAUGGUCGUCUCCGGAGCGCCCCAGUCCGAGGACAACCACGCGGAGAAGGUGUGUGACAUGGCACUCGACAUGGUCGAGGCCAUCACCGACCUCAAGGAUCCUUCCACAGGGUCCCACCUGCAGAUAAGAGUGGGUGUCCACAGCGGCGCUGUAGUGGCGGGUAUCGUGGGCCUCAAGAUGCCUCGCUACUGCCUGUUUGGCGACUCUGUCAACACGGCCUCCAGGAUGGAGUCUACCAGUGAGGCGAUGCGAAUCCACAUCUCGCAGAGCACGCGGGACCUCCUACCACCGGAAUAUGUCGUUAAGGAACGCGGCGAGAUACAGGUCAAAGGGAAAGGUAACAUGAAGACGUACUGGCUGGUGGAGAGGGAGCACAGGGUGCCACUAUCUCGCCACAUCCCCGCCAGAGAGAGUGCCGAACCUCUGGAGUGGGAGAAGUGUGCGGACAAUGUGAAGCUCAUCCAGGAGGACCGCGCCAGGGUGUACUCGCCCGUCACGUUCCAGGAGGUGGCGAGGAGGUCGGUGGACAACUCUCCGGUCAAAUUGCGGCCUGACAACAGAGAAUACCGGUCGACCUCUGUGAUUGCUAUCAGCACCGGCAGCAACUUCCUGCAGUCUUCAGCAUCGUAUGGUCCCGAGUAUCCUCCGCGGCCCCACAGUCCCUGCGGUAGAAGAACGUCCUCCCCCAACCCGCCUGCCAGGGAGUCUGAGGAGAGGCGACCCUCCAUCCAGGUGACAGUUCCGUCCCUUCCGUCUACCAGGGACGUCUCUGGACCUGGACCUCGCUGUCCCCAGGUAGCCACCUCGCGGUCCGAUGGGUGUCUGUCACGGAGAGCGGAGGUCAACCGCAGCACCAACAGUCUGGUGAGUCAGCAACAGUGCUGCGCAGGCUUCCAGAGUCCCGGGGGAAAACACAGUCACUCCUGCGGGAUAGUCUAGGACUUCCACCUCCAACAGAAACUGCUGUGAUCCUUACUUGGUUGCUGUUUACAGGCUUCAACGUGUUGGAAUGACUUUUGGUGAAUCUUAGAUAACGGUCAGAGGAAAGGUUUGAAAUAGAACGAGGGAAGGUUUUAGUGAAUGAGAAUGUUUGUUGUUGACUAUACAGGGCGUCUCGUAAGUAAACAGUUAAACUCCGGGAAAUGGUUAAAUGGGUUAAAUUAUAGAGCAAAUCAAGAAUGGAAUUAAAAACCGUUGUUGAACAUAUAUAUGCGCACCUUAAUCUUUUUCAUCUUUAAAAUUUCCU